Varanus komodoensis (Komodo dragon) is the source of this 1812-nucleotide messenger RNA. It is a transcript of the gene GARIN1A, whose product is annotated as family with sequence similarity 71 member F2. Lineage: Eukaryota; Metazoa; Chordata; Lepidosauria; Squamata; Varanidae. The transcript is spliced from 7 exons. Gene Ontology annotation, cellular component: nucleus. The record is from RefSeq and is a predicted model, not a curated record. The coding region runs from base 1 to 1812 and encodes 603 amino acids.
AUGUCUGAAGGGGCCCCCGCGGACCCCCAAGGGGCUGGCGAGGUGCUGGGCCUGGAGGGGGGGCUGCUCUGCCGGCUGGUCCACUCCCCAGACUACAACCUGUUCCCUAACUCGGCCGUGUUUGAGAGCAACUUCUUGCAGGUGACAAAGAAGGGGAAGUGGGUGGACAUCACCAACACGCCCACCAUCGUCAUCAUGGGCGUGACCUCCUCCGACCCCUGCCUCCCACUGCCCAACGUGCUGCUGAUGGCCAGGCAGCAGGCCCCCCUCCCGAGAAGCGCCAGUGAGGCCCCCCGGCGGCCCGCCAUAGACCUCACCCGGCUGCUCCCACUCCGAUACGUCCGGCUGUCCGUCCACGAUGCCGCUCGCCGGAUCCUGCGCGUUCAGACGGUGACAGGGAAGGUGUACUACCUGCAGCUGCACCCAGAGCACCCCCGUGCCGUCUUCGCCCUGUGGAGCCGCCUGGCCGACAUCCUGCAGCGGGGCCUCUCCAUCACCACCAAGGACCCCAGCAUCCGCAUCCGGCACAGCCUGGUGCCCAGCGGGGGCAGCAGCCCCACCAGCAGCAGCUCCUCCGCGGAGGUAGGGCCCCGCCCCCCACGCAACGUGCCACAGAGCCGGAGUGUGAUGAGGAGGGUCGGGAGGAAGAUGUCGGGCGUUUUCUCCCAGAUCUCGGGAAAGCCUUUGAGGAAAAUGGAGAGACGAAGAAGAGUGUCAUUCCAGGGAGAGGCUCCGGAGGACGUGUCCGCCAUGUCCAAUGACAUUAAAGUGCUGUUCUACGACAUGCCCCCGCCGCUGGUGUGUGCCCGGUGCAAACGGCGGCUGCCCAGUAGGCCCCCGGGGGGCGCCGGCGAGCUCAAGCCCUCUGCACCCGACCUGGACCUGCUGCCCUGGAUGGACGGGAGAAGCCACGGCCUCUGGCAGCAGGAGACGCCCUCCUGGCUGCAGCCGCUCUGCCGCCUCAGCAGCCUGGCUGCCGCUGGCUGGAAGCGGAAAGGCGGCUCCGCUCCGAGCCCCGCCGGCCUUUCCACGCCCCCCCCCUCAAGCAAGCGCCCCCUCCCCGCGUUGGCAGCCGCCUUUCCUCGCCGUGGCGCCUCUGCGCACCGGGGCCCGCGCCGCGCGCCAGAAAAAGGGAAGGCGGCUUCCCGGGGGCCGCCCACCGCCUUCGCGCCCCCGCCGGCUGGGCGCCACUGCCGGCGGGGUCGCCCCGGGGCCCCUGGCCAGUCGCCGGCUUCUGGCCCGCGCAGGAGCGCGAAGAGCGCAGCCCCUCUCGCCGCGCGGGCUUCGAGCGAGGGGGGGAGGAAGGGCCGGCCCGCGCGCCAGCAGAGAGCGCAGCCCGCGCAAGGAGGGGGCCGGCAGGAUGGCUUUAUCCGCCGCCGCAGCCCGGCCGCCAGCCACGGCCGAGGCGGGCCGAUCGCCGGGCCGGGCUCCAGCCUCUCCUGGCGCGCACGGGGCGGCAGAGGGCGCCCUGCCGCCAGCGCCGAGGCCGCCGCCGCCGCCGCCUUGCCCGCCAGAGCGGUGAGGCCGGUGCGCCCGCCCCGCGCCGCUCCGCAAGCAGCGCCGGCCCCCCUGCAAACACCCGGCCCGAAGGCCGCUCGGGCCGCCCUUCCCUGGCCCCGCAUCCGGCAGCUGGGCACAAGCGCAGAGGAUCCCGCCGGUCAGAGCCAAGGGGACCCCUGCGAGGCACGGGGGCCGCACCACCACAGAGCGGUGAGGCGGAUCCGGCGUUCCAGCACAACCCAGGACCCUCCCUCUUCCUGCGGCGUGUUUGCGGGCAGCUUCCACAAAACAGAAAGUUCUGCAUACACAUAA